This is a messenger RNA of Ruditapes philippinarum (Manila clam), 1517 nucleotides long. Its product is annotated as orexin receptor type 2-like. The record is from RefSeq and is a predicted model, not a curated record. Lineage: Eukaryota; Metazoa; Mollusca; Bivalvia; Venerida; Veneridae. Gene Ontology annotation, biological process: neuropeptide signaling pathway. The coding region runs from base 1 to 1302 and encodes 433 amino acids. The transcript has a single exon. Gene Ontology annotation, molecular function: neuropeptide receptor activity. Gene Ontology annotation, cellular component: membrane.
AUGGAGACGAAAAACAAUUCAACUAUAGAGAAACUAAAGUAUUUGCCGCUAACUGUUAUCUUCGUACUUAUUACGUUCAUUGGAAUAGUGGGGAAUAUUCUUGUCCUUAUAAUUUAUAAAAGGAAAUUUACAAGAUCAAGUGCAAGAUGUUACAUUCUUAGUCUAGCUAUUGCAGAUCUAAGUGUGAGCGUGGUUGGAAUACCAUACCAUGUUUUGGACUUGACACUUAUUUUAACAUACACUCAUACAAACGUGUGUAGAAUAUUAAGUUUCUUAAUUGGAGCUUGUACGCUUAGUUCGGUAUUUAUUCUUCUUGUGGUUGGACUUGAUAGAUAUUUUAAGGUUUGCAGACCUUUGAAAAGACAAAUUAAAGAUUUUGGCGACAGAAAAGCAUGUUUACUGGCUAGUUUCGUUGCCAUAGUGAUAUCCGUUCCUCAUGGUAUUAUAUACGGACAAAGUACCGUACAGACGCAAGUUGACAAUCUUACCGGCGUGGAAUGUUUUAUAUCUGACGGAUAUCAAGGCUCGGAGUUAGCUGUUGGCUAUCUAGGUUUCAACAUGUUAGUUUUUGUGAUGUCGGUGAUAUUUCUAAUCAUAAUAUAUGGAUUUAUUUGCCGAAAGAUUUACCAUCAUGAUCGAAUGUCGGGGGAGAUAACCUUAGAAAAGACAAAAACAUUUUGUUUUUGUUGUGCUGUACGAAAUCAAGAAGAUGAAAUGCCUGGUAAGAAAUCUGCAAGCGUUCUGGACAAAGGUAAUUCUGAUGACAUUGAUGACACAGAUACAGAUCUUCAAAGUGUUGAACCGGAAACUGAAAAUGCAGAUGAAGAACUUACAAAGUUAAAUGAGGAAAAGGGUAAAAGUAAUAUAAAAGGAUCUGCACGAAAUAGUUGUGCAAUGGUACGUCACGUAAGACCGGGAUCUAAAGCGGUAGAGAAGAAUACUAUGAAGAUAACUUUAAUGAUGUUGACUAUCACAGUAGUAUUCAUUAUUUCCUAUCUCCCUUUUAUUGUAAUUUCAAUCUUAGAUUCAACAGAUGAAGACUUCUGGGCAGAUCGUGGUAUUAUAGAAUCUGUAUUUCUUGAUUUCAUGCUAAGAUUAUAUCUUGUUAAUAACGUAGCCAAUCCAAUCAUAUACAGCUUUUGGGACCAUAGAUUUCGUAAAGAAACUAAGCUGCUACUUAAAAAACUAACGUGUUGUAUUAAACGAGAUGGCCGGAGAAAUGCAGAUAAUGAGACCAAUCACAGUGUAUUAGCAACGUCAGUAGGAUUUUCGAAGUGUACUGAAGCAGUUACUAUGAAAUAGUGAAAAUGUUUUAUAUCCAGUCAGAAUAAUAUACUUGUAAUUGUCGUUUUUUGUAGUUUUGGCGGUUAGUUUGUGUCACUUUAUAAUGUUUUUAGAAUAUAACCUGUUCACUUGGCUAUUAACAGUAAUAUCUGAAGACCACUAUUUUUUACAGCUUUUUGUAUUGACAUAUUGAAUAAAUCACCUGUACCUUAUUAAUGCAUUAUGUAUUUAUC